Messenger RNA from Peronospora matthiolae, 168 nucleotides. NCBI's taxonomy places the organism in Eukaryota, Oomycota, Peronosporomycetes, Peronosporales, Peronosporaceae. The record is from the annotation of a GenBank genome assembly.
AUGUCAAAUUUGACAGGACAAGCAAAGACGUGGGCCUUACGGCUCAAGCUUCACAACCCAAACGUGUUUGAGUCGUCGGAGAUCUUGAAGUCUCGGCUCAAAGAGACGUUUGAGCCGCCGAGAGCCGAGUUCAGCACGCUCUGCACUCUUGAGGCUCAAGCAAGGUAA